UAAAUAUAUCCUGCCCAUAACUAAGACUAAGCGAAGCAACAAAAGGCAGACUAGACCAAGAGUUGCUGACGCCAUGUGGAAAGUUCCUGUCCAUGCAACUUACUAAGUCAUGACAGUCAUCCAUUUUCUACGUGGUUCACUCUCUGUCGCCUUCCGGUCUUGAGGUCGUCAGGUAUAUAAAUCCCCUCAAGCGUUCAGGUCUUGAGCAAGUCUUCAGAUUUAGGGUACAGCAAAGUAAGUUUAAUCUGUAGUAAAUAAAGGGUAAAAAAAAAAAAAAACAUAAAAGCAGAAGCGCAAUGGCGGGUGGUGGAUUUGGGGCCGCAGGAGGAGGGGGAGAUUUUGAGGCAAAGAUCACGCCUCUUGUGAUCAUUUCUUGUAUAUUGGCCUCUACCGGAGGCCUCAUGUUUGGUUAUGAUGUUGGUAUUUCAGGGGGUGUUACAUCCAUGCCAGAGUUCCUGAGAAAGUUCUUCCCCAGCGUCUAUAGAAAGAAUCAACAGCCCGGACUUGAAAGCAAUUACUGUAAAUACGAUAAUCAAGGCUUACAGCUGUUCACGUCUUCAUUGUACCUCGCUGCACUGGUAGCAACCUUCGUUGCGAUGUACACUACCAAAUCACUAGGCCGGAAGCUAACCAUGUUGAUGGCUGGCGUUUUCUUUCUAAUCGGGUCAGUUCUAAAUUUUGCAGCUCAGAACCUUGUCAUGCUUAUCAUUGGGAGGAUCUUACUUGGUUGUGGAGUUGGUUUUGCUAACCAGGCGGUGCCACUUUUCCUUUCGGAGGUUGCACCCACAAGAAUUCGUGGGGCACUUAACAUACUCUUCCAGCUCAUGUGCACCAUUGGCAUUCUUGUAGCAAACAUGAUUAAUUAUGGAACUGACAAAAUUAAGGGGAACUAUGGAUGGAGGAUAUCACUGGGUUUGGCUGGCGUUCCAGCACUCAUGCUAACCUUGGGGUCUCUCAUUGUGGUCGACACUCCAAACAGUUUGAUUGCUCGUGGUAAAUUGGAAGAAGGAAAAGCAAUUCUUAAAAGAAUUCGGGGUGUAGACAACGUAGAACCAGAGUUUUUAGAAAUUGUGGAGGCAAGUCGUGUGGCUAAUGAAGUAAAAAGUCCCUUCAAAAACCUCCUGAAGCGUAGGAACAGGCCUCAAUUGAUCAUUGCAAUUUUUAUGCAGAUUUUCCAGCAAUUCACUGGAAUUAACGCAAUCAUGUUCUACGCUCCCGUUUUGUUCAAAACCUUGGGAUUUAAGAGUGAUGCUUCCCUUUACUCAUCAGCGAUAACAGGAGCUGUCAACGUCCUCUCAACCAUGGUAUCAAUCUACUUUGUGGACAGAGCUGGUCGCAGAGUGCUCUUGCUAGAAGCAGGUGUCCAAAUGUUCCUUUCUCAACUGGUGGUUGCAAUAGUGAUGGGACUCAAAGUUAAGGACAAUGUUAACAACCUCGGACAUGGAUUGGGAAUUCUUGUGCUGGUUUUUGUGUGCAUUUUUGUUGCCUCCUUUGCGUGGUCAUGGGGACCUCUCGGGUGGCUGAUUCCUAGUGAGACUUUCCCAUUGGAGGCCCGCUCAGCUGGCCAGAGUGUGGCUGUCUUUUUCAACAUGCUCUUCACAUUUAUCAUAGCGCAAGCCUUCCUCUCAAUGCUUUGCCACAUGAAGUUUGCCAUUUUCUUAUUCUUUGCAGCUUGGAUUUUGGUCAUGACAAUCUUUGUGAUCUUCUUACUUCCAGAGACCAAGGGAGUUCCUAUUGAAGAAAUGACUGAACGAGUAUGGAAACAACAUUGGUUCUGGAAGCGAUAUAUGGAUGAGGUUGAAGUUGAUCCCAAGGCUAAAGCGGAUGCUUGAACCAUCUUACGGUCUCUAUAUGGUGGUUGCUAACGUUGCAGCUGGUUUCUCAAAUUUCUGCCUUUGGAAAAUUUCUUUCAAUUUUCUUUAUCACAAUUGUACGUACUAUUACAAUGUAGAUUUAAAUAUUUCUUUGAUACUAAAGAUUUUCAUUUUUC
This is a messenger RNA of Pyrus x bretschneideri (Chinese white pear), 1990 nucleotides long. Its product is annotated as sugar transport protein MST4-like. Gene Ontology annotation, cellular component: membrane. The record is from RefSeq and is a predicted model, not a curated record. The transcript is spliced from 5 exons. Gene Ontology annotation, biological process: monosaccharide transmembrane transport. Gene Ontology annotation, molecular function: monosaccharide transmembrane transporter activity. NCBI's taxonomy places the organism in Eukaryota, Viridiplantae, Streptophyta, Magnoliopsida, Rosales, Rosaceae. Bases 297 to 1832 code for a protein of 511 amino acids.